CAGCGGAAACGGGUUUGCGUCUGGCAACGUCUCGGAUUAAGGUUCCGGAUGGGAAGGUUAUUUUUGCUGUGCGUUAUCGCGUAAAAACUUUCUUCGUAAGUUCGUUCAGGCCUUCGAAAGACAGAAAGGACCUCAUGUACGGCCGCUCUUAAAUAUUCAUAAACGUUGGAGUGAAACGUUAUCCUGGAUGUGGAUGCCAUCAAUGCGUUUGACUCGUGGAGUUUAUUACGUUGGGGGUGAGGGGGGCACGUCAGUAUUUGCUUAUUUGACCUAGUAAUAAGAAGACAGUUCAAGAGAAACAAACAAUGAGAGCUGCGCCGUUCGUGCUGACUUGAUAUUGAAACGUCGCUGUUCAAUCACCGGUACACGAUGCCUUUCAAGAAAAGUCGCAAACGUGGGAAAGUGCUUCCCGUCCGUGUGUCGACCAUGGACGCCGAGCUCGAGUUUGAUCUUGAUCACAAAGCCACAGGACAAGAACUCUUUGACUUAGUUUGUCGAACAAUUGGUCUGAGAGAAACCUGGUACUUUGGUUUACAAUACGUCGACUCAAAAGGGUUUGUGGCGUGGCUGAAGUUGGACAAGAAGGUCCAAGACCUCGAUGUGCCAAAGAGGACACCGUUGACUUUGCUCUUCCUAGCCAAAUUUUACCCCGAGGACGUGUCCGAAGAACUUAUACAGGAAAUCACGCAGCACUUGUUCUUCUUGCAAGUGAAGCAGGCAAUACUUAACAUGCACGUCUACUGCCCCCCCGAGGCCUCCGUUCUCCUUGCGUCGUAUGCCGUGCAGGCAAAGGUGUGCCACAUUCUGCCGUGUAGCAGCUGCAGGCGCUUUUGCCAUGAGACUGCCCUUCGCCCAUGUUCUUCUCCUGCCAUUUAUGGCGACUAUGAUGAAGCUACUUAUACCCCAGGGAUGCUCGCGAAUGAUGACCUCCUUCCGCAAAGGGUGAUUGAUCAGUAUCAGAUGACGUUGGAAAUGUGGGAAGAACGAAUCAAAAUUUGGUAUGCUGACCACAAAGGCAUGACGAGGGAUGAAGCCGAGAUGGAGUACCUGAAAAUAGCGCAAGACUUGGACAUGUACGGAGUCAACUACUUCCGUAUCAGUAAUAAAAAGGAUACAGAUCUGUGGAUGGGAGUCACAGCAUUAGGACUUAAUAUAUAUGAGAAGAACAAUAAGCUUUGCCCCAAGAUCACAUUUCCCUGGAGUGAAAUUAGGAAUAUUUCAUUUGAUGACAAGAAGUUCAACAUCAAACCUGUUGACAAGAAUGCUCCCAGUUUCCAAUUUUAUUCUAUCAAGAUAAGGAUGAACAAAUUAAUACUAGACUUAUGCAUCGGAAACCACGAUCUUUUCAUGAGACGCCGAAAGCCUGACUCCAUGGAGGUGCAGCAGAUGAAGGCUCAGGCCAAAGAAGAAAAGCUGCGAAGACAGAUGGAAAGGAACAAGCUCAGUCGUGAAAAGCAACUACGAGAGGAAGUGGAGAGGGAAAAGGCUGAGCUGGAGCAGCGGUUAUUACAGUACCAGGAGGAAGCUCGUACGGCUCAUGAAGCCCUGAGGCGAUCUGAAGAGACUGCCGAAUUACUGGCAGAGAAAUCACGGGUGGCUGAAGAGGAGGCUAUGCUAUUGACACAAAAGGCAGCAGAAGCAGAAGCUGAGAUCCAGCGAAUCAAAAUCAGUGCCAUAAAGACUGAGGAAGAGAAAAUUAUGAUGGAAAGGAAAGCCCGUGAAGCUGAACUACUGGCUGCACGGAUGAUUGAGGAGUCUGAGAGGAGAGCUCAAGAAGCGCACCAGUUAAAAGAUGAGCUGUUCAGGGCGCGUCUUGCAGAGAAGCAGGCGAAGGAUAAGCUUCUUGGCAUCUUCAAAAGCCCAUAUGAGCCUUACGAGAACAACCUAGCAGCGGCCCCAGAGAUUGCUGCACCAAGCGACGUACCGAGGAACAUUAGCAGUCUCCAGAUAGACGGUGGGAUGGGGUCCAUGACUGCGGUGAGUUGUGACCUCAUGACAGACGCAGACAUGGCGGAACUUGCGAUGGAAAUUGAAAAAGAUAGAGUUGAAUACUUGGAAAAGAGCAAGCACCUCCAGGAGCAUCUGCAGGAACUUAAAUCCGAAAUCGAGGUAUUAAAAGUGGAGAAUAAGCUCACCUCGAUGGAUCUUAUUUAUGAGGACAACGUACUUCGCGGGGAGAACAAGUACUCGACUUUGCGUAAAACCAAGUCUGGAUCAACCAAGGCAAGAGUGGCCUUUUUCGAAGAGUUAUGAUAACUAUGGUCAUCCUUUAUGUGUACCGCAUACAUACAAAGGAUGCUAUGAUGGAAAUGCUGUUGUUGGUUUGGAGCUUGCAUCUCAGUGUCCAGAGACAUUGUCUUGAAGGAGACCUGCUUUUGCCAUGAAAUUGUAUUUUUUUACUGUAAUAUUCUGCAGUUAGUAGAAAAGUAUUGAAGUCGUGUCACAUUAUAAAUUUUAUACUGCAUUAUGCAGCUGGCUGCCUUCGUACUGCCUGUUUUUAUGUGUGCUUUGUAAAUUAUGUAAAUAAAGUAGUAGGCAUCUGUA
Ornithodoros turicata is the source of this 2544-nucleotide messenger RNA. It is a transcript of the gene Mer, whose product is annotated as merlin-like. Gene Ontology annotation, molecular function: actin binding; integrin binding. Gene Ontology annotation, biological process: negative regulation of cell population proliferation; regulation of hippo signaling; regulation of gliogenesis. Lineage: Eukaryota; Metazoa; Arthropoda; Arachnida; Ixodida; Argasidae. The transcript is spliced from 16 exons. The coding region runs from base 370 to 2253 and encodes 627 amino acids. Gene Ontology annotation, cellular component: adherens junction; cytoskeleton; apical part of cell. The record is from RefSeq and is a predicted model, not a curated record.